GGUGCCCAAAAAGUAAUCAGCAACUUGCUGAAUCGCGCCAUAUCACCAAUUGGAGUCGAAAAGAAAACAGGGCACCAGCAUCUUAUCGAUCCCAUGCAGAUCAUUCUGGGCAUGAAUAUGAAGUUAGAAGGCAAGUUGGCGUUAAACAGAUGAAUAAUGAAUACACACCUAAUGAACAGUAUGGUCAUUUGAAGUCAGAAUCUGCAGUUGCUGAACGAGAAGAAGAGUUAGAGAAUCCAGAGGAAAUCCCAGCUUCGUCGCUUUAUAAAAUACCUUGGCAAAAAAAAGUGCCAAAAAAAUAUCCAGAGAGUAAACAAAAACAAGAUCCUAAUCCCUCUUAUCGUACUCAGUUUCCUUCUGGCACAUCCCAGAAGUUACAAGAACCUAUAAAUAGACUAGGAAUUCUUGGUGCUAGAUCACAUUCAAGAAUAAGAAAGGCCCCAUUUCACUCUACUAACGCCUUGAAAGUAGAAAGAAACGUUCCCAACCAGAAAGAAAUUACAUAUAAAGGGGAAGGGAAUCCAUCAAAAUGGAAACCUAUUCGUGGUCAUAAAAUUGUUGGCGAUUACAAAUCACGAAAUGAGAAAAAGACUUACAAUCCACUGAAUUCUGAAGAAGAUACUCUUACCUACAAAAUGAGGCGACAAGACGCUGAAGAAGAAGAAGAAUCAGAUCAUUAUAUACCCAUGCAUAAUGAAGAUGGUGAAGAUGGUGAUGAAGAGAACCAAGUACCGUAUUCUGCAAGGAUAAAUAAUGAUGCAAGAAGUUACAGACGUGGUAGCAGCUCUAGGUAUUCUGAAAAUGAGAUAGAUGACAAUGAGAGAACAGAAAACAUUAUUCAAUCUCGAAUCGAGCACCUGAAGGACAGCGUAAGAAGAGAGCUGGCCAGGGAAUUCUGAUUGAAACCAAAAGGCUAGAGCCCUAUCAUACGGCAAUGUUGCAGAUGGUGAUAUUAAAUGGAUUCAGUUAGGGAAGUUUAGGAAGUCUUGACAGUAUGAAUAUAAGGUAAAGAUGUGCUAGAAAUAUUUGUUUAUAGUAAAACAAUACACAGUGAAGUCAGCGCAAAACUAAAAUAAGUAUUAUUCAGUAAUGAAAUAUGUUACAAGACUGAGCUUAUCGAUUUUCAUAUACGUGUAAGUCUGAAUUUUGUAUAUGAAUAUAAAUGUUUUUCUCAAUUUUAAACAUUUUUAAGUUGAACUUUAUGUUUGCAUAUUGAAUUUUGUUUUGAAUAGAGUUAGUAAAAACGCG
Messenger RNA from Cryptotermes secundus, 1248 nucleotides. RefSeq lists its product as uncharacterized. The transcript is spliced from 3 exons. Lineage: Eukaryota; Metazoa; Arthropoda; Insecta; Blattodea; Kalotermitidae. The record is from RefSeq and is a predicted model, not a curated record. The coding region runs from base 150 to 899 and encodes 249 amino acids.